GAACUCAUUCCUUCCACCGGUAAAAGUAUAAAGAUGCCAGACAUCUAGAUGGUUGAGUACGGACACAACUGCCUGCUAAGAUAUUCUCACCAUGAUGUGGACCAACUCUGUCCUUGUCACCCUCGCUGGGGUGACCCAUGUCGCAUCGCAGUCAUUCCAGCAAACGCCAGUGAUGGGCUGGAACUCGUACAACCAGAUGUCAUGUAGUCCCAAUACCCAAAAGAUAACUACCACCAUCAACUCUCUCGCCAGUCGUGGCUUCGUUGAUGCAGGCUACAAGUUCUUCCAAAUCGACUGUGGGUGGGCCUCAAGAGAUGGACAACGUAACACAACGAGCGGCGCUUUGAAGGUGGAUCUCAAAGCUUUUCCAGGCGGCUUGAAGCCUCUGAGUGACCUUGCAAGGUCCAAAGGCAUGAAGUGGACCAUGUACUCGGAUGCUGGUGUGCGCAUGUGCGAUCCGCAAGCACCAAGCCCUGUCUUAGGCUCCUUGGGCCACGAAGCUGCGGAUGCCGACUUCUUCAAGACGCUGAACACCGAAUACGUCAAAUACGACAACUGCUAUGCCGAUGGACCUGCAGCUAGCCAGAACGCCCCCAAAAACGCCAGGACCGAUUUUGUCUCUCGCUUUGGCGUCAUGUGGAAAGAACUUCAACGAGUCGGCAUCCCUGGACUGCUGAUCUGCCAAUGGGGUGUACCUUUCAGCACAUCUACUGGCUUACAAGGACCUGUUCAGUGGACUAAGGGCAUCUCUACAUCCUUCCGGCUGUCGGAUGACAUCACGUCAGGUUGGGCGUCUAUGUUCCGCAUCUACAAUCAAGCCGUACACAUUGCGAAGUCCGGCCUAGUAGGCCCCGGACAUAUUGCCGAUGCUGAUCUACUCAUGGUGGGCAAUUCUGGUAUGACGUUUGAUGAGCAAGCUACUCACUUCGCUGCAUGGGCCAUGUUGAAGUCGGCGCUGAUGAUCUCGACUGAUGUUCCAGCUUUAUCAAAUGAGCUUGUUGCUGUUCUGCAGAACAAGGACCUGAUUGCUAUCAACCAAGACUCAGCUGUCAAGCCGGUCACGCUCCACCAGCGCUGGAGCGGAGAUCGAGACCUUUGGGCCGGCGAUCUUGCUAAUGGAGAUAUGGCUGUCCUAGUCGUAGAUAUCAGCAACACUGCUCGUACGCUGAGCCUGCAGCUUUCUGAGCUUGAUAUAGCUUCGGCAUCUAUCAAGGAUCUCUGGACUGGUACGACUAUCAGCGGAGCUUCUCUUUCCAAACAAGUCAAAGCCCAUGGAUCUCUCGCCAUCCGUCUCUCCAAUAUUCGCCGCUCGACAGCUACGAAGCCCACUUAUACAUUCGUCUCCGCAUCAACUGGCUCCCUCUCUUCGGGUGCAAACACCCAAUCUUGUUCAGGCUGCACCUCAUCUAACAAAGUCGGCAACCUGGGUGGAUCUUCGAACGGCCGUGUAACGAUCUCCAAUCUUCGCACGUCCAAAGCCACACAGACAGUGCUUUUUGACUAUAUCAAUGGCCAGGUUGACUACAUGGGCGGCAGCAACGAGCGCGUCGCAGCGAUCAGCGUGAACGGAGGAGCCGCGAAGACCGUUAGCUUCCCUCUGAGCGGGUACAAUUGGGACAAAGAUGUGUACAAGAAUUACGGCGUGGAGUUGUCGGGCUUCAGCACUACGGGUACUAACACCAUCACCAUCUCUGGUGUUGGAAGCGCGUACGCACCAGAUGUUGACAGGGUUGGCGUAGUUGCUUAGCACACGGCCGGUCUCACUUCGGUGUAUCACGGUCUUUCCAGCCACGGCUGAUUAACCGCCUCAGCCACCUCUAGUGGCCUGAAUGUCUGUUUUGCGACAAGCUACGGAUGUUUCUGAAGUACAAUGAAUAACAUCACUCUAUAUUCGGCCCGAUAAAGCUUCAGACCGUUAUUCAC
This is a messenger RNA of Alternaria alternata, 1923 nucleotides long. Its product is annotated as glycoside hydrolase. The transcript is spliced from 3 exons. NCBI's taxonomy places the organism in Eukaryota, Fungi, Ascomycota, Dothideomycetes, Pleosporales, Pleosporaceae. Gene Ontology annotation, molecular function: hydrolase activity, hydrolyzing O-glycosyl compounds. Gene Ontology annotation, biological process: carbohydrate metabolic process. Bases 92 to 1747 code for a protein of 551 amino acids. The record is from RefSeq and is a predicted model, not a curated record.